This is a messenger RNA of Talaromyces amestolkiae, 987 nucleotides long. RefSeq lists its product as uncharacterized. The coding region runs from base 1 to 987 and encodes 328 amino acids. The transcript has a single exon. The record is from RefSeq and is a predicted model, not a curated record. NCBI's taxonomy places the organism in Eukaryota, Fungi, Ascomycota, Eurotiomycetes, Eurotiales, Trichocomaceae.
AUGGAAGCCACAGCCCUAGGACACCUUCUCGACGAGAAGAACCACACCCCCUGUCUGAACUGCAAAUCCUCAAGGCUCAUGCAUCUUGCCUUCUGGACCAUAUACCUAAUCUUCUUACGAGCUCUCCAUUUUUUACCUCAGUGCAUCAGCCUCUCACCACAAUGGUUUCAAGCACACAUUACCAAAGUCGAAUCCCGCAUCGUCAACAUCGCUAUCUCAAUCGUUCAGAUAGUCUCCGGCAGAGAGAUAUCCUAUUCCUCCUUCUGCAGGAACAAUUACCGAUCCAGUCGCCAACGAGACGGGGGCUACGAAGGUAGCAUCAUAUCCACAGGGCCAGCCGAUAACCUCAUGACACCUGGCGACAGCUCCCUCGAAACCAACUUCAUCCCUCCGGCAAUGUUCGCCCAUCAGCCGGACAUAGCAUACCUCCGCCCUCAAGCGCCUCUACCUCCUUAUCUUCGUCGCAACUAUGAAAACUCCAGACGGUCGUCAUCAUUGAUAUCGCCCUUACCAUAUGCCAUUCACGCCAACGGUCGUCGACGAAAUAACGCCUUUCAGAUGCAGUCACGCAGCCUUGACCGAGCCGUAUCGCCGGCCCUAUUCGCAGAGCCGAUUCCGCGGAUGCCUGUACCGCCUAUUCCGGCGUUCAUUGCUCGUAUGCCAUUCGUAUCUGUCAGUGACUCUAUCUACUCAUCGUCGUGUUCCACGCAACUCCCGGCUGCGUCGUCUGGGGUUCAGACGUAUAUCGACCUCCUACCCGGACGUUCAUUUGAGGACUCUGAUACAUCUCGUCAGGCGAAUGCUUCUGCUGGGAAUAAUGCUGGAGGUGCAUCGAGUGUUCCUGCCCAUUUUCGACCGGAUGCGCAACACGGUACUCUCGCAGCGGUGGCACAGCAUUAUACGAGGAGGAAUUAUAGAAGGAGCAGGAAUGCCAGAUCGUCUUCUGCGCCGGUACUUCAGAACACCGUAAAGGAUUCGAAGCUAUGA